This is a messenger RNA of Cercopithifilaria johnstoni, 4368 nucleotides long. NCBI's taxonomy places the organism in Eukaryota, Metazoa, Nematoda, Chromadorea, Rhabditida, Onchocercidae. The record is from the annotation of a GenBank genome assembly.
AUGCUUUAUCCAGAAAUUCGUCGUUCUAGACUGAAGGAGUGCGGCUGGGUGUGUAUUCAGGGGCUUCCUGGCAAGUCGGUUUUCGGUGAGUGGGAUGGAGAAGUUUGUGUGGAGUUUCUUUUGCCGACCAGGUCGACGGAGCUUCCACAGCAAGAAACAACAGAAAACAGGAAAGUGAUGUAUGAAGACAUGAAGAUUUCCUCUGAGAUACGAAACAGUGAGUCAAAAACGCCGUCUGUAACUAAUCUCGAUUUUGCGGAAAGUGAUGCGAUUGAGCUUGAAAUUGUAUCCGCAGCGAAUAUUCAAGCUUCUACUACAACAGCCGAAGAGACAAUCACUCGAAACAUUGAAUUGGAUGGUGAACAUGACCUUAAUGACAAUACGAUUUUGAUGUCUAAAGAUGUAGGUUUCCUUAAAAUCUUCGAAUCCGAAAAUGUCUCUGAUUUCUGCUUGGUUUUCUCCGUUGUUACUAAAAAUAAUGCCAUCAAAGAAAUGAGUUUUGGUAUCGGUCAACAAUGUUUGUUACCACAGCGAAGCGAGACAUCAUUAAGUGUUCGCAGUGAAUUAUAUAAUGUGAGCAAACCGCAUAACUGGAAAACGAAGGAGACUAAUGCUGAUCCAUCAUGGGGCUCUUGUUUUGAGUUAAGUCACGAUUCAGAUGAAGUUAAUAAUGCGGGUGAUAUAGACAGGCGUAUGUCAACUUUCAAGAAAAAUUUAUGCAAUAGUUGCUUGCAUAAUGGAGCAUAUAGAGGUGAUCUUGCCGCAGUAUGUGGUGAAGAAUGUGUUAAAUCAAGAUGGAGAAACAUUUCUAUUCCUGCGCAAAAUUGUAAUCGUGCUGCGAUCGGGAAUAUAAACACUGCAAUUAAUAAUGGAAAAGUUGCUUCAGUUUCUGAAAAUAAUGUGUUUUUAUCGGGCACUGGAUUCUCAUCGAAAUAUAGCCACGAUAGUCAAACUGAAAUAUUGCUGACAGCAUCAGUGCAUCAAAAAGCACAGCUGAGGGAAAAAUGUGAUUGUAUAUCGUUGACGGAAAUACCAUCUAACCUUUCACUUUCGGCUGGGCAUAGUAGCAAAAGUUUUAAUGAUUUGGUCUCAUGGGGUGAUGUUGCUCCUGCAAUGGACAAAUGCCAUGUACAAACUCCAAAAAUCAGUGAUGUUGCAGUAGAAGAGGACAUACCACUGUUCUGCACAGUGCUACCUGACACCGAUCACAUGGCAGAAUGUGAUUUCAACCAAACACAAAUUAGCCGUGAAGAAUAUAUUAAAGCCAAAGCAAAUGUUGAACAAAAAAGAAAGGUCGAACUGUCCAAAGACGAAUUUAAAAGACACUAUUUCGUUGCGCAAAAUACUAUUAUUUAUCCAGCAAAUCAUUUGGAAAUGCAGUGUUUUCCGAAUAGUACCUGUCGAUUCAAAUACGAAGAAAAAGAUGAGAAAAGUGAGGACACGCAAGGGGCUGUUUUCCUUAGAGAUCAAUAUUCGCAAACUAAGGAGCCUAUAGUAACACAGUCAUUGGAGGACACAAAUAGGGCAGCGUCCGUGCUGAACAUGAUGCUACAACGACGUUUAAAUAAUGGUGGAAACCAGAAUGGAUCUUUCGCCCACGAACGAUUGAAUAGUUUUUAUUUAACGCCACCCAGUGGUCCAAAAUCGCCACCACAAGAGAUUUUGAAUUCUCAAAGUUUCGCAGGUACCAACGGGUUAAAUGACUUUGUUGAUAAAAGUGAUGCUCCAUCACCACAUUCAAAAUAUUUGUCAGUUGAACCUGAGAUGAAUGAAAAGGCAGCAAUGGUUGUGAACAAGCAGUAUGAACUUAUAGCCCAGAAGCCGAAAGAAAAUCUGAAGCAAUAUUGCUACGAAAAUAACUGUGAGAAAACAUCACAAAGAUCGGGAAGCGAUGGCCGCUCAACAAUUCGUGACCGUUUACCACGGGGACAAACACGUAAAUUGGCAUCAUUGUUUGAAAUGAUGAGUGAUAUAGCAAGUGUAGAAAUGUCGAGAGAGAUGAAUCACUUGAAAAAGCGUGGCAAAUCAGUUCCACCGAACAUUAUCACUAAAACUUAUCACCGAAAGCCUAAAACCAACGUCAGGGAACUUUUUCACGAUGAUUUAAUCUUACAACAACGAUCCAUUUUGACUACAAGUUCGGGGAUAUAUGGAAAUCAUUUAGAUUUCACAGUUCCACACAAAAGAAAUGCGUUUAAAGAACAAUUUACAAUAGACAAGCAUAUUGAAGUACCUAGCGUACGCAGCAUUGUGAAUCGAUUUGAAUCGGUAUCGGCCCAAAAUGGGUGUCGAAAUUCACCACGAGCACUUCAAAUUGACGCAACACCACGAAAACCAAGGAAUCAGAAACGACAAUCGCAGUACGUUACACAAAUGUUACAUCCAGUGCCGGUUGUCACCAAUCAUAGAAAUAUUCAAAAUGUUCAAUACACUGUUGACUCAAACUACAAUAUCUGUAGUGUUGCAAGGUCAGCUUCACUGCAAUCGGAUGAAUGGAAUGAGUGCGCAAGUCGCGGAAGUUCCGCCCACUAUUUACCGUAUGAUAGAACGAGCUGCGCUAACGCUUGGGAUCAGCAGCAAUACGAAUUAGGAUUACGCAAGGGGAUAAUCAGUUUGAAACGUUAUGACAACAGCUAUAGCGGAGUGACGAAUGAGAUUCUCAAUCGGGACCCAUCUCAUGCCAUACAAACACGCAUUCGCCAAAUGAAUUACAAUUCUGAAGUACAACCGAGCCACCACAUAGCUGCUGUUACUGACUGCUCACAAAAACAUAUCUAUGAGGGAAAAUCUGAUAGCGAAAUCGUCGAUCACGUCGCUGAAGUAGAAAAAGCAUUUGAUUUCGUCAAUAAGACCGAGUCACUAGUAACUCCGGGUCAACAAUGUUCGCAAGAAUCUCUGGAAAGACCUUCAUCGCCACCUACGAAAGAUUCGAUCUCACUAUACCGUGAUUUGGAAAGAAAACAUCGUAAAUCACCAAAUGGUGACGUCUCUGUUCGUUUCUCUCCGGCUAUUUAUUCGCCACCUCCAUCUGUUGAUAAACGACUGGUAACUUAUGAACACAAAAACUCGGUUACCAAAAAUGCAGAACUUGGAAGUUAUAUGGUUACAACAGAUCCAAUGGCCACUUCCACUCCUCUUAAUGGUUCACCAGCAGCUAAUAGUCGUACGCAAACCUCUGCUAGUUAUGUGCUUAAUCGAAGUGGCAUCUCCUCAAUAACGGCUUCAACAGCCCAGGAAAUCGUCCAACUACAACAAUCAGAUAUAGAACUACAGACAAUAAAACAAGAAAUAAUGAUCCAGGAGGAUCAGGUUGCACAGGCAUCAUUGGCAUUAGCUCACUGUAAAAAGAACAACAGUUUCAACGGGACUCUUGUUGAACUAAGCGCUCAGCGGGGUUUAUUGCUGGCACGUGAACGGCUUAUGGCAUUGCAAAAUGAAGUGCAGCGUUUGAAAACACGUCGACUUGUAAAGGAAUCAGUUCCCCUAAUUGCGAAACGUAUGCGUGGAGCUAUCGACCUUACAUCAAUUAAUGUUUAUCUUAAUCGUAACUUUUGCAAUCGUAAUAUUGAUGAAAAUGUUUCAUAUGCUUUUGUCAUCCUUCUGAAAACUGAUGAGCAAGUAGAAGCUACACAAACAGUUACGUUGAUGGACAGGCGAGCUUUGCGCGUUAGCAAAGUUCACUUUUCUGAUCAAAUUCGCUUUACAAACCUGCCGGUCGAUUUUACAAUAUUAUUGGAAAUUUACGCUUUGAAAGUCAGUGAAAGUCGUCGCUCGGAUGAUUAUUCAUGCAGCAUGCUGAGGAACAAAGCGAAAUCGUUGUUGAGUCCAUCCAAGAAGACAUGCGGUAAUGAAUCAGUUGUGGGCUUCUCAGAAUUCACAUGCUGUGGACAUAUCUGUUUAAAUAGAGACACCGUUGGUAUACAUAAAUUUUAUCUAGAUGGAGCAGUUUAUCCAUUGGAGGGAACAAUUGAGAUCGAUUCACGCUGCACGACACUUCCUCCUACUAUUGAAAUCGAUUUCCGAGGAUUCUUAACUAUGUAUCAAAUAAUAGCUGGAUUGGGAUCAUGGGCCAGAUAUUGGGCUGUUUUGCGUUGUGGUGUAGUGCAAUUUUGGAAAUAUCCAGACGAUGAAGUUUAUGAAAAGCCAGCCCUUGCGUCUAUGGAUCUUUCGAAAUGUACGGACAAAGAAAUUAGACAUGCACCACACGAAAUCUGUUCACGUCCGAAUGCUUUCACUGUCGAUCUUCUGGUCCCAACAUCAUCCUCUCUGACAGAAAAGAAACGUGUGUUGUUAUCUGCGGAUACGAAGGAGUUUUGCAGUGCUUGGUUGAAUGCACUAAAUGGGACAUUGGAGGUACUUCGAGGAUAG